Messenger RNA from Ananas comosus (pineapple), 1533 nucleotides. RefSeq lists its product as uncharacterized. The coding region runs from base 89 to 1285 and encodes 398 amino acids. The record is from RefSeq and is a predicted model, not a curated record. The transcript is spliced from 2 exons. NCBI's taxonomy places the organism in Eukaryota, Viridiplantae, Streptophyta, Magnoliopsida, Poales, Bromeliaceae.
ACUUAGACCCAGAAUAAAUGAUGCCACAAGUCACCACUAAAUAAAGAAGCCACAAACUAUCUAGAGUUGCAGAAUAAUACCUUCCUCAAUGGCAGAAACAAGGAGAGCAAGAGAACCCAUGAAGAGAAUCAAAGAGACCCAGAAGCUAAACCACCAAGAACCUGAAAGCCCAUCUUACAGAGAAGCCCUCAGAAACCUCUUUACAUGCAGAAGCAGGCACAGAGCAGCAGCAGCAGCAGCAGCAGCAGCAGAAGCCAAAAACAAGAAGAAUGGCAGGAGAAUUGGGUGCUCAGGUUCUUUGUGCAACCUCAAGGAUGACUCAAGGAUCAUGCAGAAGCCGGAAAGAGAUGCAUCUCCUGAACCUGUUAAAAGAAGGGCUUCUGUGAGUAGCUGUAAUGUUAAUGAAAGAUCUACAAAGAAGCCACUUGGAGAGGCCAACAGGGUGGUUUCCACCUCCUCCUCUUCUCACUCUUCAGCUUCUUCAACCUCUUCUAUUGGUGGGUCUUUUAGGGGAAUGCAUUUGAGGAGGCUCUCUGGGUGUUAUGAGUGUCAUAUGGUGAUUGAUCCAAUAAAUGGGCUGCUAAGAGAUUCUUCUUUGAGGGCCACUAUUUUCUCUUGCCCUGACUGUGGGGAGAUCUUUGUGAAAUCUGACAGUUUGGAGGUUCAUCAAUCAAUAAGGCAUGCAGUAUCGGAACUAGGCACUGAAGACACAAGCAGAAACAUAGUGGAGAUAAUAUUUCAAUCAAGUUGGCUAAAGAAACAAGCUCCAAUAUGCAAGAUUGACAGGAUUUUGAAAGUCCACAACACCCAAAAGACGAAAACAAAGUUUGAAGACUAUCGCGAAUGCAUAAAGAAUAAAGCAAGUAAGCUCUCGAAGAAAUACCCUCGCUGCAUAGCCGAUGGGAAUGAGUUACUAAGGUUCCACUGCACAACCAUUAAAUGCUCACUAGGCCUACAUGGUUCGACCAAUUUGUGUGAUUCGAUCCCGCAAUGCAGUGUAUGCAGUAUAAUAAGGGAUGGGUUUAAAACCGACAAGAAUGGAAGGAUCGUCACAAUGGCUACGAGUGGAAGAGCACAUGAUAAUGCAAAGAUUUCAUUAGAUGAUGAGAGAAGAGCUAUGUUGCUAUGUAGGGUUAUAGCAGGAAGAGUGAAGAGGAAUCAAGAUAGUGUGGAGGAGUAUGACUCAGUGGCUGGUACUGCUGGAGUUUACUCAAAUUUGGAUGAGCUCUUUGUGUUCAAUCCUAAAGCUAUUUUGCCCUGCUUUGUAGUGAUUUACAGAGGUUGAUUGCUGUAGAAUUUCCUUGUGGAACACUUUGGUUAUGUUGAAGAUACUAUAGGUUUAGCUGAAUUUGCUUUGGGAGCUCAAGAAUUCUGUUGGGUUCUCCUUUGGUGUGAAGUAUGUGUGUCAAUCCUAUAAGGUCACAUAGCUUUUUUGUGGCUUUUUUGUGGUUCUUUGGUGUGAAUUAUUCUAGCUAUGUUAGUUCAUUAUGACUAAUUAUGUUGUUGCACGGUACACUCUACCUUUUAAUGGAA